AUGACUCAGAUCAUACGAUAUGUUAAGGUAACACAAAAUGAAAAGUGUUCAAUUGAAGAAAGGUUUGUCGAUUUUAUAGAAACCAAACAAAAAACGGGUGAAGGACUGGCACAAGAUAUUUUAAACAAAUUGCAGGCUGAUAACUUAGAUAUCCAGAAUUGUAGAGCUCAGUGUUACGAUAAUGGUGCGAACAUGGCGGGGAAAUACAAAGGAGUGCAGGCUCGCAUUAUCGAAGUCAACAAAUUAGCUUAUUUUAUACCAUGUUCAUCACAUUCAUUAAAUCUAGUUGGAGUUCACGCUGCUAGCGUAUCACCAGAAAUGAUGACAUUUUUUGGUAUUGUCCAAAGUUUAUUUGUCUUUUUCUCAUCUUCUCCUGACAGAUGGGACAUUCUUAUGUCACAUGUAACGGUUUCUUUGAAGAAACAUUGUGAUAGUCGAUGGUCAUUGAAAAAGCAAGCUAUUUCUGCAGUGUACAAAGAGUUGCCAAAUAUUUUUAAAGCUUUGGAAGACCUUACGCAAUUUAGAAAAAAUGAGGAAACAUACUCAGGAGCAAAAAACUUUUUAAAACAGAUAAAAAAUUUUCACUUUAUCUGCAGUUUGGUAGUGUGGAAUAACAUCUUGGAGCAAAUUGAUAAUGUAAAUGUUCUUCUACAGAAAAAAACUAUUACAGUUUCGAUCGCUAGCAAACUUAUUGAAAGUCUGAAAAAUAUUAUAAACACAAUAAGAAAUGAGAAGUUUCCAAACUUUCUACAGGAAAGUAUAGAUUUGGCCAAGUCAUUAGAUAUAGAUCCUGUAUUUAAGGAGAGUCGGAAAAGAAAAACAAAAAAACAAUUUGAUUAUGAAGCUUCUGAUGAAAGUGCCAAUUUGAAUGAAAAAUUUCGUGUUGCUUACUUGGAAGCUAUUGAUACAAUAAUCGAGCAACUUAACUAG
Molecule: messenger RNA, 930 nt
Organism: Mycetomoellerius zeteki
Lineage: Eukaryota; Metazoa; Arthropoda; Insecta; Hymenoptera; Formicidae
Exons: 1
Coding region: 1-930 (309 amino acids)
Source: RefSeq, a predicted model, not a curated record